This is a messenger RNA of Anarrhichthys ocellatus (wolf-eel), 1343 nucleotides long. It is a transcript of the gene zfand2a, whose product is annotated as zinc finger, AN1-type domain 2A. Gene Ontology annotation, biological process: proteasome-mediated ubiquitin-dependent protein catabolic process; protein targeting to ER. The transcript has 10 exons. Gene Ontology annotation, molecular function: zinc ion binding. The record is from RefSeq and is a predicted model, not a curated record. NCBI's taxonomy places the organism in Eukaryota, Metazoa, Chordata, Actinopteri, Perciformes, Anarhichadidae. Bases 201 to 1028 code for a protein of 275 amino acids. Gene Ontology annotation, cellular component: cytoplasm; endoplasmic reticulum.
CAUCAAAAGUUGAUGAAGAAGAACAGACAGCUCAGCUGCUAGCGGGCAGUGGUGCUCAGGGAUCGGUCGGUGGUUGAACUGCUGUCUAAAAAGACACGGUAACAUCGGAAGUAACCAGGAUUAUUGGAGCUCGUUGCCUCUUACUGAAACACAACAGACCGAGGAUUUGGUUGUUGAGACGCUAGAGGUAUUUCUAUGUGAUGGAGUUUCCGGAUUUGGGAGAGCACUGUUCCGAGAAAACCUGCAAACGUUUAGAUUUUCUUCCUAUGCGAUGUGAUGCCUGUCAGGAGAUUUUUUGCAAGGACCACAUUACCUACGCAACUCACAAAUGCAUGUCGUCCUACAAAAAGGAUGUCCAGGUCCCAGUAUGUCCUUUGUGCGACAUCCCCAUUCCCGUCAAGAGAGGAGAGAUGCCCGACAUUAAAGUUGGCGAACACAUAGAUCGGGAUUGCAAAUCGGACCCUGCGCAGAGAAAGAGAAAGAUUUUCACAAAUCGAUGUUCUAAAGGAGGCUGUAAGCAGAAGGAAAUGAUGCGAGUUACCUGUGACCAGUGUCAUUUAAAUCACUGUCUUAAGCACCGACACCCACUAGACCAUGAUUGUAUGACUGAUGGGAAACCUCUGUCCAAACCAGGACAUUCUGCUUUAAUGAGGGCCCAAGGUGCUUCCUCCAGCUCCUGCUCCGCCUCUGCUUCAUCAGGUUCAAGAAACUCUAGACCCGUUUCUAAUGGUGUCGGUGCUAACAGCAGAGCACACAGCGCUGGCCCUCCACAGCGGAUUCCUACUUCCGUUUCAGCACAGAAUGUGAUCCCAGCAUCGGCAUCAUUUCAGGCCGGCAUGACGGAGGAGCAGGCUUUACAAAGGGCUCUGGAGAUGUCUUUGGCUGAGUCAAGUCCAGCGGUUCAGCCGGCUCUUACUCCUCAGGAGCAGGAGGACCAGGCUCUCGCCGAGGCUCUCGCCGCCAGUGAAGAAGAAUACAGACGUCAGCAGCAGAGACAACAGGUACCCGGAAAGCUUAGGCAUCGGUAGCAUGCUCACAGGAACACAUGGAGGGGCGAGAGUCCAAACAGUCCAACUGCAGCCUUUCUUAAUCUCUGAUCCAGCUGUGCUACUCAUCUACUAGAACCUGCACAUCUGGGAUGUGGAUAUCCGGGAUCAACGAUUGUUUCAUGAAGAAGUCCUCUUGGGAGUUGCUGAGCUAUUACCGCCUUCUACAAUAUAAGCACAUACUUUCCCAGCAGGGUCAUUUUUACUAAUGCUUUGCUCUGUACAUAUUUUAUAUACUGAUCAUGAUGAAACAGUCUAUUACCAUAAUCAAUAUUGAAUAAAUUAUUUCAAAAGGUG